AUGUCCGCGCCUUCUAUCCCAAACCUGAAUUCUCUCCGAAGAGGCCAACGUGGACGAGGGAGGAGUCGAGCGGAUUACGGGACACAUAUCGCAGCCGGACAAGGAUCAAGUCGCAGCCAGCUCCAUCAGGAUGAAAUUGUGCAAAACACCGAUAACGAUGCCGCAACUUCACGGCAGAGUGCUGUGGAUGCCGGUUACCUCGAGGACCCAUUCUCUACGCUGUUGCACACUGGAGGUCCCGUGUCAAGACGAUUACCACUCAUGAAUAGAGGCACUUACGUCAGGACGACUUGCAUUGACCGUAUCGUCGAUACCUUUCUAUCUUCUGCGGGGGAGGGGCCAAAGCAGAUCAUCUCGCUGGGUGCCGGCAGUGAUACCAGAUACUUUCGCUUGAGGCAGAAGCGCCGGAAGCGUGACGUGAUCUAUCACGAACUUGACUUCGAAGCCAAUACUAGGCGGAAAAUCAUCCAACUCCGCAGCCCAAGCUUCGAAGCAGCUGCCAGGCAACUUGCCGAGGUAGAUAUGCGAGGAGCAGACGUUCAAAUCUCCCACGACGCGACGGCGUUGGUGUCCCCGGAUUACGUUGUCCACCCUCAGGACCUCCGACACCUCUCACACAAGGAAGCCUUGCUGACCGGCAUGGAUAUGACUCUCCCAACGCUGAUAAUCUCGGAGUGCUGCCUGGUGUAUCUAUCACCUGAGGGCGCGGAUGCGGUGUUACAUUACUUCUCAAAACUAUUUCCAAAAACGACACCUCUGGCUAUCGCAAUCUAUGAGCCAAUCCGCCCCCACGACUCGUUCGGAAAGACCAUGGUAAGCAAUCUGAUGGGUCGAGGCAUACAGUUGCAGACCUUGGAGAAGUAUGCUGGUCUGGAGGAGCAGAGAACGCGGUUGAGAACACAUGGAUUCGGGGCCGACGGAGCGAGCUCUCACGGGGGGGCAGAGGCGGCGGACAUAGACUUCGUCUGGCAAAGAUGGAUAGUUCCGGAAGAGAAGGAACGCGUUGAAGGGUUGGAGUGGAUGGACGAGGUGGAGGAAUUUGUGCUGCUUGCCAAACAUUAUUGUAUCUGUUGGGGCUGGAGAGGGUUUGGAGAGGAUUCACUCUGGAAGGAUCUACCCGGUCCGACCUCUUGA
Fonsecaea erecta is the source of this 1134-nucleotide messenger RNA. RefSeq lists its product as hypothetical. The transcript has 2 exons. Gene Ontology annotation, molecular function: protein C-terminal leucine carboxyl O-methyltransferase activity. Gene Ontology annotation, biological process: C-terminal protein methylation. NCBI's taxonomy places the organism in Eukaryota, Fungi, Ascomycota, Eurotiomycetes, Chaetothyriales, Herpotrichiellaceae. The coding region runs from base 1 to 1134 and encodes 377 amino acids. The record is from RefSeq and is a predicted model, not a curated record.